AUGAAAAUGGAAGAAAACACAAAGUUUAACCAGAAAUUGCGAAACCACCUCGUGCAAUAUUCCUCCUCCACUAGCAUCCACGGUUUUAAAUAUCUCACCGAAAAACGGUCGAAAAUCGAAAAAACAAUCUGGUCCCUGAUGCUCUUAAUUUUACUAAGUGGCUGCAUGUUUAUGAUUUACAAAGUGUACCAUAAGUACGAAAGUUGCCCCGUUGUUGUAAGUUUUUCAACGAAAGAUACACCCCUGUACCAAAUCCCGUUUCCUGCCGUCACGAUUUGCCCCGAAUCGAAAUAUUCGCGAAAAGAGUUUAACUACAGCAAGGUUUACUUCGAGAUAAUGCAAGACAAGGAAAUCAACGAAACGGAAUUGAAAAACUUCUACUAUUUGACCCUCCUGUGCGACCCUGACCUCGACAUAAGCAAACGAGCAAACAAAACAGUCGAUGAUCAAUUCUUCCAAGUCCUGGACCAAGUCAAACUAAACGUGGAGUCAAUUUUGCAUUUUUGCAACUUUAUGGGGAAAUUCUACAGUUGCGACAAACUUUUCACCCCGAUUUUGAUCGAUCAGGGAGUUUGCUACUCGUUUAAUAAUCUAGGGCGCGACGAGUUGUUCAAAAAGCACGUUUUCCACUACUCAGACUAUUACCACGUGCCUAACAACUCGCACAACGCCUACGACACGGAAAAGGGCUACGAGACCAACUCCGGGGUGGACACGCACCCUAAACGGGCCCUAAUGUCCGGAGCCGACAACUCCCUGACCGUUUUCUUCAACUACGACACUGCCGACACCGACUUCAUUUGCAACAGUUUUUUGCAAGGAUUUCGAGUUUUGAUUCAUAAUCCCUGGGAUGUGCCACGUCUCACCAAACACUAUUUCCGAAUUCCGGUGAGCAAAGUCGUAGUGGCUGCGAUUGAACCGGAAAUUGUCAAAACCUCGAUUGAGGUCCGGAAAUUUCCCCCGGAAAAACGCAAGUGCUACAUGAACAACGAACGGCCCUUGAAACACUUCAAAAAUUACACCCAACCCAAUUGCUACCUCGAAUGUUUGACCAAUUACACGCUACAUGAGUGUGGCUGUGUGCAAUUUUUUAUGCCCAGAGACAACUUGACUGCCAUUUGUGGCAGCGGCAGUGGGAGUUGUUUGAUAAGAGCCGAAGAAAAACUCAAAUUGAAAGACUUGGAAUUUAAAAUUUUGGGACAGACUUUCUGUGAUUGCAAACCUUCGUGUACCAAUUUGAGGUUCAAUAUGGAAACAUCUCACAGCGAUUUCUACUACAAGGAGUAUUUUGAAGCACAUUUGAACAUGAAAAUUGAUGAUGACGGGACACACUGGUCCGUUCUACAAAUCUAUUUCAAAGACGAGCAAUUUAUAACUUUGGAGCGGAACGAAUUAUAUGGAAUCACAGAUUUGAUUGCCAGUUUUGGCGGCCUUUUGGGCCUUUUUACCGGCUUCUCGUUAGUUUCAUUGGCUGAAAUUAUUUAUUUUUGUAGUGUUAGGAUUAUUUGUAAUCGGAGAUUGUACGGUCGUUGGUCAGGGCCCUAAAAUGUAGUCAAGUACUUAGUAAAUAUUAAAUAUUUGCUACAUGGUUAUUUUAGUCUAUUCUGG
Messenger RNA from Tribolium castaneum (red flour beetle), 1608 nucleotides. Its product is annotated as pickpocket protein 28. Gene Ontology annotation, cellular component: plasma membrane. The record is from RefSeq and is a predicted model, not a curated record. Gene Ontology annotation, molecular function: ligand-gated sodium channel activity. Gene Ontology annotation, biological process: sodium ion transmembrane transport. Bases 1 to 1545 code for a protein of 514 amino acids. The transcript is spliced from 7 exons. NCBI's taxonomy places the organism in Eukaryota, Metazoa, Arthropoda, Insecta, Coleoptera, Tenebrionidae.